Molecule: messenger RNA, 718 nt
Organism: Dipodomys ordii (Ord's kangaroo rat)
Lineage: Eukaryota; Metazoa; Chordata; Mammalia; Rodentia; Heteromyidae
Product: signal-regulatory protein beta-2-like
Exons: 2
Cellular component (GO): plasma membrane
Source: RefSeq, a predicted model, not a curated record
AUGAUUCUAAGUUUCUUUCCAGGAAAUUCAUUCGAAGAGGUAAAGGUAGACCAGCCUGAGAGUUCAGUGUCUGUCAAUGCUGGAGAUGAAGUCACCUUGCCCUGCAGCAUGUCUUCUCUGUCACCCAAAGGAACUGUCUCAUGGUUCAAAGAGGACGGGCCCAAACGGCAAUUAAUCUACAGUUUCAAUGGAAAUCACUUCCCCCGAGUAACUCAAGUACAGAAAACAGUACCCAAUCAAAUGGACUAUUCCAUCCGCAUCAGCGACAUGUCACCAAAGGAUGCUGGCACCUACUUCUGUGUGCUGUUAAAGAAAGGGAAUCCUGCCAUGGAGCUCAUGUCUGGUCCUGGUACCUAUGUGUCUGUGAAAGGAACCACAGACCAGACAUCCCACGUACAACAAAAUGAGAUCUCACGGACUGUGGAAAUGGGGAAGACGAUCACCUUGAGUUGCACUGUGCCCGACACCCUCCCCAGCGGCCCUGUUGCGUGGUUUAAGGGAUCCGGGCCAAAUCGGAAAUUAAUCUUCAACUUCAAGGAUGAUCGCUUUCCCAGAGUAAAAGCUACUGCGGACACCAGCAAAGCUGGCAACACGGAUUUCUCCAUUCGCAUCAGUGAAGUCUCUCUUGCAGACGCUGGAACCUAUUACUGUGUGAAGUUCAAGAAUGGGAAGCCUAAUGAGUAUCAAUCCGGUCAGGGCUCCCAGGUGUUCGUGACUG